This is a messenger RNA of Benincasa hispida (wax gourd), 1106 nucleotides long. RefSeq lists its product as uncharacterized. The record is from RefSeq and is a predicted model, not a curated record. NCBI's taxonomy places the organism in Eukaryota, Viridiplantae, Streptophyta, Magnoliopsida, Cucurbitales, Cucurbitaceae. Gene Ontology annotation, cellular component: nucleus. Gene Ontology annotation, biological process: regulation of DNA-templated transcription.
AUUUUAUCAUCUCCUCAACUUUCCAAUCGCUCUCUUAAGGAUUGAUCAGUAAGCAGUAGCAGCAAAGAAGACUCGGAGCAGAAACAAACAAACAAACGCCAUGGGAAGACUCAGAGCUAAAAGCGACUACGAAGAUCUCAGAAACGCUCGCAUUUUAGAGAAUAAGGAGCGAUUGGCGUCGCUAGGGUUGAAAAAGACCGUAUCCGAACUUCAUUCCAUUAUUUCCUCUGCAAAGUCGGCAAAGAUCCACGCGAGAAAAUGUCACAAUACGCUCUCCCGGAUUUCUCUUCCUCUUCGUCGUUCCGAUCGAUUGAAGCAGAUUUCACCGGUCUCCACUCCGUUGCGUUUCCAGUUCUCCUUCCGGAGGUCCAACAGAUUGAAGGGGAAAUCAGUUCACAGUCUAAAAUUUGAGUGUAAUGAAGUGGGGGAAGAGAUUAUGAAGAGGCCUGCGAAUGCUCCUUCAGUGGAAAUCAGUGAUUUGGAACAUCGGCUUUCGCCGGACGCAUCGGCACGGAGGUGUAGUAGUAAGGGACGAGGGAGUGUUUAUGAUCCUGUUUUUGGAAUCUGCUGCCAUUUCUGCAGGCAGAAGAAACUAUGUGGUGAAGAAGAUUGCGAGAGAUGUGGUAAUUUCGAUAUGGAUAAACCAUGCAUCGGAAAAACUGAUUGCUCUGUUUGUCAUUCCUCCAAUGGUGUCUUUUGCCGAGCUUGUCUGAAGGUCAGAUAUGGCGAAGAAAUGGAAGAAGUGAUUGAGAACAAGAAAUGGAUGUGCCCUCAUUGUGUGGAGGAGAAAGGAAUCAACCCUUAUUGGAUAUGCAACAGUUCAUUGUGUUUGAAGAAGCGCAAGAUGGCUCCAACUGGGCUUGCCAUUUACAGAGCUCGGGAAAUGGGAUACGAAUCUGUUGCACAUUUGUUAAUGGAUGAGCUUAAGCGAGCAGACUUAUGCAACAGAUAAGCCAUCGUUCUCUCCGUUUUCUUCUGAUCGACUGGGGUUUGUAGUGAUGUGAAGUGAGACUGGUAACAGUAGGAGCUUUUUCUCUCUACUCUGAUAAUGUUUUACAAUCAUCAUCAAUGCUUAAAGUAAUUACAUUUCCCCAAUUUCAGUUCAA